Molecule: messenger RNA, 798 nt
Organism: Hordeum vulgare subsp. vulgare (domesticated barley)
Lineage: Eukaryota; Viridiplantae; Streptophyta; Magnoliopsida; Poales; Poaceae
Exons: 4
Coding region: 36-656 (206 amino acids)
Source: RefSeq, a predicted model, not a curated record
ACAGUUGAGCAGCAUCGAUCCGGUGGGCGGUGGAGAUGUCUCCGGUCAGCUCGUUCUCGUCGCUGUGCCGCCACAGGGUGAUCCGCUGCACCGCCCGCCUCGGCUGCGACCCGCCCGCCACGCCGGCGCGCUUCGUGGCGUUGGAUCGGCCGAGAUCGUUGUCAUCCUCUGGCCAACUGCGUCGUGGCGCGAAAGAGGGCAUGUUGCUGCGGUGGUUCAGAGAAACUACCAACACAAGCAGCUGCAGCGGCGGCGGCGGCGGCGCAGGUGGCACAGGACGACCUGCUGCAGGUUUCUCAACCUGGGCACGAUUGGCAAUUGGCUCCGCCGCCGCUGUCAAAUGGGCGUCGUUUCUGCGGAUCCAAAAUGAGGUGGAGAUGGUGAAGGACGCCGCCGAGACCGCGGCGGAGGUGGUGGAGGAGGUGGCCACGGCGGCCGAGAAGGUGUCGUCCGAGGUGGUCGGGCAUCUGCCGGAGGAAGGCAGGCUGAGACGCGCCGCGGUGAUGGUCGAGCACGCGUCCAAGGAGGUCGCGGAGGAGGCUCAUCGUGCACGAGACAUCAUCCACAAGGUCGACGAAAUUGAGGAAGACGUCAAGGCCAUUAUCGAACCGAUUAUGGAUCGUGGGAAGCAUGAGAGGAAGCAUUUAGAAAAGUAGAUUUUUUUUCUCCUACUUUGCAGCUUAGAUUCAUCAGGGCCGGUGGACUGCGGAGACAACAGAACAAGCAUUAUAUAAAACUGCAUUAUUCAUGUCGAAAUUCAUGUUGAAUUCAUAUUUAAAAUAUUAUGAACCAAGAAUU